Messenger RNA from Xenopus tropicalis (tropical clawed frog), 7506 nucleotides. It is a transcript of the gene scn2a, whose product is annotated as sodium channel, voltage gated, type II alpha subunit. Gene Ontology annotation, cellular component: membrane; voltage-gated sodium channel complex; plasma membrane. Gene Ontology annotation, biological process: monoatomic cation transmembrane transport; monoatomic ion transport; sodium ion transmembrane transport. The record is from RefSeq and is a predicted model, not a curated record. The transcript is spliced from 28 exons. Gene Ontology annotation, molecular function: voltage-gated sodium channel activity; monoatomic cation channel activity; monoatomic ion channel activity. NCBI's taxonomy places the organism in Eukaryota, Metazoa, Chordata, Amphibia, Anura, Pipidae. Bases 468 to 6380 code for a protein of 1970 amino acids.
CUUGAGUUGUGACAUGAAUUAUUUUUUAUUUAUUUUCCAAUUUCCUGCAUUUGCAACCAUAGAGAAAUAGAGGGAGAGAGAUCAGGCAUAUGGGAUGGGGAAUAUUCUAAAGAGAUCUAUUCCCUCAGCCUUAUAAAUUAAAUCAUGUUGCACUCGGCAUGGUCGUGCCUCCAAGCUGCAAAUCUCUGAUGGGAACAAUAUCAGGACCCUGAUCUCCACUCACUGAUAUGAAGUGGAACCUUCCUCCCAUCAGGCAUCCGUUCCUAGCAGUGUGCCAGACCUUUGCAAGUGGAAAUGAUUUGCAAAUAACAGCAAAGAAAACCCAAGGCACGAGGUCAGAGUAAUUACUCAGCGCAUACUGUAUGGCGGAAGGAUGAUCAUCUACAGGGAUUUGACAGGACCUGUCAAAACAAAGCAAUUUACUAUGCAUAAACAUCCCUGGUAACUAAGAGCUGCAGGAUGAAAAGAUGGAACAGCUACGGAUUGUACCUCCAGGGCCAGACAGCUUCCGCUACUUUACCAGGGAAUCUCUUAAAGCUAUUGAGAAGCGAAUUUCAGAGGAAAAAGAAAAUAAUGCAAAACAGGAGCAAAAAGAGGGGGAGGAAAAUGGUCCAAAACCAAACAGAGACUUGGAAGCUGGGCAAUCACUACCAUUUAUAUAUGGAGACAUUCCACCUAGGAUGGUAUCUGAACCGCUGGAGGAUCUGGACCCCUAUUAUGCCAAUCAAAAGACAUUUAUAGUAUUGAAUAAAGGGAAGACAUUAUUCCGUUUCAGUGCCACAUCUGCCUUGUACAUUUUAACGCCUUUCAAUCCUGUGCGCCAAGCAGCUAUAAAAAUUCUGGUUCAUUCAUUAUUCAACAUGCUUAUUAUGUGCACUAUACUGACCAACUGCGUCUUUAUGACCUUGAGUAAUCCUCCAGAAUGGACCAAGAAUGUAGAGUACACAUUCACUGGGAUCUAUACAUUAGAAUCAUUGAUAAAGAUCCUUGCAAGGGGAUUCUGUUUAGAGAAAUUUACUUUUCUACGUGACCCUUGGAACUGGCUUGAUUUCAGCGUGAUUGUGUUGGCGUAUGUAACAGAAUUUGUAAACCUAGGCAAUGUUUCAGCUCUUCGAACUUUCAGAGUAUUGAGAGCUUUGAAAACUAUUUCUGUAAUUCCAGGUCUAAAAACUAUCGUGGGCGCACUGAUUCAGUCGGUGAAGAAGCUUUCGGAUGUCAUGAUUCUCACAGUGUUUUGCCUCAGUGUGUUUGCACUAAUAGGGCUACAGCUUUUCAUGGGGCACCUGAGGAAUAAGUGUUUGUUGUGGCCUUACAACUCUUCUGUAGAUAUCAGUCUAUACGAGCAUUUCAAUGAAAGUCUGUUUUAUAAAUUAGAAAAUCAGAAGGACCCUUUGGUUUGUGGUAAUAGCUCAGAUACUGGUAAGUGCCCAGAAGGUUACGUCUGUGUGAAAGCUGGAAGGAAUCCCAAUUACGGCUAUACAAGCUUUGACACAUUCAACUGGGCUUUCUUAUCACUGUUUCGCCUGAUGACUCAAGACUGCUGGGAAAAUCUUUAUCAGCUGACACUACGAGCUGCUGGUAAAACCUACAUGAUCUUUUUUGUGCUGGUGAUUUUCCUGGGUUCUUUCUACUUGGUAAACUUAAUCUUGGCUGUGGUGGCCAUGGCUUAUGAAGAGCAGAACCAGGCUACCAUAGAAGAAGCUGUACAGAAAGAGGCAGAAUUUCAAAGGUUGAAAAAACAGCAAGAGGAAGCUCAGGCAUUGGCAGCAGCAGUUGCAGAUGUGUUUGGAGAGUCACAAGAAUUAAGUGAGGAAGUUGGUCUGGAAGACGCGUCUGAGUGCUCCUCAACUGUAUCCAAGCUGAGCUCUAAGAGCGCUAAAGAGCGGAGGAACUGGAGGAAGCAAAGAAAACAGGUAGCACAUUGUGAUGGACAGGAAAAAGGGGAUAAGGAAAAAUGUUACAAAUCUGGAUCUGAAGACAGUAUAAAAAGGAAAGGGUUGAAUUUUACCAGGGAAGGGAGACGGCUAGAGGAAUACAGGAAAUCCUCAAUGCCCCACCAGUCACUUCUGAGUAUCCAAGGCCCCGUGUUUUCCCCAAGGCGCAACAGCAAAACAAGCAUCUUCAGCUUCAAAGAUCGGGCAAAGGACGUGGGGUCAGAGAAUGAUUUUGCUGAUGAUGAACGCAGCACUUUUGAAGAGGACAGCAGAAGGGACCCUCUCUUUGUGCCUGGAAGACACAGAGCCCGACGUAAUAGUAACAUUAGUCAAACUAGCAGAUCAUCUAGGAUUUUGCCUUUGCUGUCGAUGAAUGGGAAAAUGCAUAGCACAGUGGACUGCAAUGGAGUAGUCUCCCUGGUGGGUGGAUCAAGUGCUCCUAUUGGGCUCUUUCCAGAGGGCACCACAACAGAGACAGACAGAAAAAGAAGGCCAAGCUCCUACAAGAUCUCUAUGGAUUUAAUGGAAGAUCCAUCAUUAAGACAAAGAGCCCAGAGUAUAGCUAGUAUACUAACAAACACAAUGGAAGAGCUACAAGAAUCUAGGCGGAAAUGCCCUUCUUGUUGGUACAAGUUUGCUAAUUGUUUCUUGAUCUGGGACUGCUGCGAAGCUUGGUUGAAAGUUAAACGGAUUGUUAAAUUGAUUGUGAUGGAUCCCUUCGUUGACCUUGCUAUCACAAUCUCUAUUGUUUUAAACACAAUAUUCAUGGCUGUAGAACACGCCCACAUGACUCCAUACUUUAUUAGUGUGCUCACCACUGGGAAUCAGGUUUUCACUGGAAUAUUUACAGCUGAAAUGGUUUUAAAGCUCAUUGCUCUGGACCCAUACUAUUAUUUUCAAGAGGGUUGGAAUAUUUUUGAUGGUCUCAUUGUGAGCCUUAGUUUAAUGGAACUUGGACUUUCCAGUACUGGCGGAUUUUCGGUUCUUCGCUCUUUUAGACUGCUCCGUGUUUUCAAGUUGGCAAAAUCCUGGCCUACACUGAAUAAGCUGAUAAAGAUAAUUGGCAAUUCUGUAGGCGCUUUGGGAAACCUGACUCUGGUGUUGGCUAUCAUCGUCUUUAUUUUUGCCGUGGUUGGGAUGCAGCUGUUUGGUAAAAGUUACAAGGAAUGUGUCUGCAAAAUUGCAGAAAACUGUGAGCUUCCUCGCUGGCAUAUGAACGACUUCUUCCACUCCUUCCUUAUUGUGUUCCGAGUUUUGUGUGGGGAAUGGAUUGAAACCAUGUGGGACUGUAUGGAGGUUGCAGGACAAUCUAUGUGCCUUCUUGUAUUUAUGCUGGUGAUGGUGAUUGGAAAUUUAGUGGUGCUGAAUCUGUUCUUGGCCUUGCUCCUCAGCUCUUUUAGCUCAGACAAUUUAUCUGCUACUGAUGAAGACAGUGAAAUAAACAAUAUUCAGAUUGCAGUGGGCAGGAUACAGAGGGGGGUAGCCAGUGGUAAAAUAAUUUUGCGUGAAUUUUUUGAAAAACUAUUCCUCCAAAAACAAAAAGAUAUAAAUGAAACAAAACAGCUAGAAGAAACCCCUGGAAAGAAUGACACUUGUGUGCUUGGCAAUGCGGUGGUGGAGAUAUUAAAGGAAAAGAAUGAUGUUAGAGACAGUGAUGGAAUGACAAGCGAGAUUGGAAGCAGUGUGGAGAAAAGUGCAGAAAAUGAGAAGGAAUACAUGACAGUUAUCAACAAAACCUCCCUCACUGUAGCUGUGCCUAUUGCUCCUGGGGAAUCAGAUUUUGAAAAUCCAAACACUGAAGAAUUCAGCAGUGAAUCUGAUCCUGAAGAAACAAAAGAGAAGAUAAAGGUUUCUAGCUCCUCCGAAGGGAGUACAAUCGAUAUUAGAGCCCCAGGAGUGGAAAGAAUAGAAGAGUUCUUGGACUAUGAGUACGAGGAGACAUUUGAUCCAGAGCCAUGUUUUACAGAUGAUUGUGUUGCGAGCUUCACAUGUUGCCAGAUUAACAUAGAGAAUGGAACUGGAAGAGAUUGGUGGAAUCUCAGAAAAACCUGUUACACCAUUGUUGAGCACAGUUGGUUUGAAUCAUUUAUUAUUUUUAUGAUUCUUCUCAGCAGUGGGGCACUGGCGUUUGAAGACAUUUAUGUUGAACAACGGAGAAAUGUGAAAGCGAUACUGGAAUACGCAGACAAGGUUUUCGCCUACAUCUUUAUAAUGGAAAUGCUUCUGAAAUGGGUGGCGUACGGCUUCAUAAAGUAUUUCACCAAUGCCUGGUGCUGGCUUGAUUUCAUAAUCGUAGAUAUUUCCUUGGUUAGCCUUAUAGCCAAUGCCUUGGGCUACUCAGAGUUAGGUGCCAUUAAGUCACUUAGGACACUAAGAGCCUUGAGACCCCUGAGGGCCCUCUCACGGUUUGAAGGGAUGAGGGUAGUUGUGAACGCCCUGAUUGGAGCUAUUCCAUCUAUUAUGAAUGUGCUUCUCGUUUGCCUUAUAUUCUGGCUCAUCUUCAGCAUCAUGGGAGUAAAUUUGUUUGCCGGCAAGUUCUACUACUGUGUUAAUACUACAAGUGGUGUACCGUUCCCUGCUACAGAUGUUAACAAUUACUCUGAUUGCCGCAUGUAUAUUAAUACCACUGGUGCUGCCAGAUGGAAAAAUGUAAAAGUGAACUUCGACAAUGUGGGUGCUGGGUAUCUUGCCUUGCUUCAAGUGGCUACCUUUAAAGGAUGGAUGCCUAUUAUGUAUGCAGCAGUGGAUUCCAGAGAGAUAAAUGAACAGCCCAAAUACGAAAACAAUACAACCAUGUACCUGUAUUUUGUAGCCUUUAUCAUUUUUGGGUCAUUCUUCACCUUGAAUCUCUUCAUUGGUGUAAUCAUUGAUAACUUCAACCAACAGAAGAAGAAGCUAGGGGGCCAAGAUAUCUUCAUGACAGAGGAACAAAAAAAGUAUUAUAACGCUAUGAAAAAACUGGGCUCCAAAAAGCCUCAGAAACCCAUUCCAAGGCCUGCGAAUUGUUGCCAGGGAUUGAUCUUUGAUUUUGUAACAAAACAAGCGUUUGACAUCAUCAUCAUGAUCCUUAUCUUUCUCAACAUGGUAACAAUGAUGAUUGAAACAGAUGACCAGAGUCAAGAGAUGGAAAUGUACUUAUACAGGAUCAAUGCUGUCUUCAUCAUCCUUUUCACGGGAGAGUUUCUCCUUAAACUAAUUUCUUUGCGACAGUAUUACUUUACUAUUGGCUGGAACAUUUUUGACCUGGUUGUCGUCAUCCUUUCUAUAGUUGGUAUGUUUCUGGCAGACAUUAUUGAAAGGUAUUUUUUUUCCCCAACAUUAUUCAGAGUCAUACGGCUUGCCAGGAUUGGAAGGAUCUUACGCCUCAUUAAAGCGGCAAAGGGGAUACGUACUCUGCUGUUUGCAUUAAUGAUGUCACUUCCUGCUUUAUUUAAUAUUGGCCUCCUGCUUUUCCUUGUUAUGUUUAUAUAUGCCAUCUUUGGAAUGUCCAAUUUUGCCUAUGUGAAAAAGCAGUCGGGCAUUGAUGAUAUGUUCAACUUUGAAACCUUCGGCAACAGUAUGAUCUGUUUGUUUCAAAUCACAACAUCUGCUGGUUGGGAUCUUUUGUUAGAACCAAUUCUCAAUAGUGGGGAGCCAGACUGUGACCCAAACGCUGAACACCCAGGAAGCCUUUUUAAAGGCGAUUGUGGAAACCCAUCUGUUGGGAUAUUCUUCUUUGUUAGUUACAUCAUUAUAUCAUUUCUUAUUGUGGUAAACAUGUACAUUGCUGUUAUUCUUGAAAACUUUAGCGUUGCUACUGAAGAGAGUGCAGAGCCAUUGGGAGAGGAUGAUUUUGAAAUGUUUUAUGAGGUUUGGGAAAAAUUUGACCCAUCUGCUUCACAGUUUAUUGAGUACAGUAAGUUGUCUGACUUUGCAGAUGCACUAGACCCACCUCUCCGCGUACCAAAGCCAAAUAAUAUACAACUUAUUGCUAUGGAUCUUCCCAUGGUAAGUGGAGACAGAAUACACUGUCUUGACAUACUCUUUGCCUUUACAAAGCGUGUCUUGGGUGAAGGCGGAGAAAUGGAUUCUCUUCGUCAACCAAUGGAAGAACGCUUUAUGACAUCAAAUCCAUCAAAGGUCCCCUAUGAACCAAUCACAACCACCUUGCGACGUAAGCAAGAGGAGCAAUCUGCUGUAGUAAUCCAACGUUGUUACCGUCGUUUCAGGUUGAAAAAGAGGCAAGCAUCUCAGACUUACAAGGGAAACAGAAAUAAACAAAUUGAAGAAAUUGAAAGAAAUGUUAAUAAAAGCCAACAGCGUUACACAACAGAAAUAUCAGAUACAUCCACCUCAACAAUGUCCCCGCCGUCCUAUGACAGUGUAGAGAAGACGCAACAAGAAAAAUAUGAAAAAGACAGGCAGAAAAAGAAGAUAUCACUAAAGACCCAAAAUGAUGUACAUUGACAAUAUUUGUGUAAUACAUAGUUUACGGCCUGUAAAGGGGACCUAUAAUGCAUUCAUUCUCGACACUGAGAACUAUGCCAAACUCACUAUGUAUGUUUAGUGCCUAAGACACCAUCUAAAAAGUAUUCUCUGUAAGAGAGGAACAGAUAUGUGAGCUUGUUAAAGGCUAAAGUUGCCAUAUCUCAUAUUAUAAAAGUGUAAAAGGGAUCUAAAAUAUUUACUCCGCAUGAGCACUUAUGGGUACGUGCUUAUGCAUUAUAUCAGUCGCUUCAUUUUCAGACCAUAGCUCAUGUACAAAUACAGGUCAAUGUAUUUAAACUAUAACGACUAGCUUUUAAAUAGGGAUGGCUGUUAAAAAAAAAAAGUAAAAUAUAUAUUACGUUUUUGAGCAGUUUUGGAUUCAAAAUGGAAUUCUGAUAUUUCUUGGUAGAAGAUAAAGAAGCAGAGAGGUAUAUAUAAUAAGGAUUGUUGCCCAUUUCAUCAAUGAAACACCAAAUGUAUUCAAUUAUAAUUUUUAUGGUGGUAACCAGGGUUCAUUUUUUAAAAGUAUUCUAUCCAUCGUAGCGCCAUUGCCUGUCGUAUUGAAUAUACCAGACAAGGGUGGCAUAGUGCUCUGAUUGCUAAAUGAUAUGAUGGUUGGCACUAGGAAGCAGGUAGAGGUAUUGCUCAUGAUCCGUGCCUCUCCAUUCAGCAUCCAGAGUACCCAGCACGGGGCAGAUGGUAUUUAGAGAGACAGUAACUCUAAUUGCUAAAAAUUGUGCCCAGGUGGCCCACUAGUUUAGCAACUAUCACAUCAGAGGCAAACAGUGAGUAGAUGUGCAUCCAACUGAACCCUACUAUUUCUACAGUAAUUUUAUAAUCUUAUUUUUGGUGCCUUGGAUAUAAGGAUACGUCCGGUGUGGGCCAUUUCUAACAACACAGUUUCAAGUGUUUAGAAUUAACAAUUUCACACAAUAUUUGUACUGAGAAACUGUGGGACAUAUGCAAACUGUUAUAACCUUUAUUAGAAGAGAAAGUAUCAGUAGCUGGUUUGGUCUAGGCACAAGCCCAGAAUAUGUUACAGUUUUAUAGCUCAGUGGAACAGAAAGCCUUUAAAUAACUCUAAUAAACUGGGCAGUGAACGAGA